UAGUCAAAUGAACGGGGUCUCUUCAUGCAACCAGCAGGGGGUGCUGGCUGUCACAGGUAGAGACUGUUUGUUUUGUGACACCAUGUGAGAGGUAACUAGAUGCCGCUACAACAUUGAACAGAGAAGUCAACCAUGAACGACAGUGAAGGAUAUUGUGUGAGGCAGCACACUAUGCCUCCUUUCUCCAACAGGACCCUCCGUCACCCCUCUUUCAUGCCUCUCUACAUGGCUGCUGGCUUCCAACACCGUCACAUCGACUGUAUCAACCAAACAGUCCAUCCCAUCAUCCCAGCAGAGGUUUUCUACACUGAUCCCACCAUGAGCUGUGGGAGGAGGAUCCCCAACGUAGUGAGUGAGUUGCAGGUUUUCGAGUGCUUCCGGCUCAACACUCCGACACCAGUGAUGUCCGCCUGCCUGGCUCCACCGACCCGUCCAGACCCAUUCAGAUCAGGACUACACCCAACCAGGGAUCUGGGCAACCUCACCUUGGAAAUAAAUACUCCCCACCCUCCAGUGCAGCCAAGCCGGGUUGUCCUCCAGCUUACCCAAGAGGAGGACCAGGCCAUUACUAACCUCCUGAAACUGCACCACCAAGAGCCUUUACAGAAUGAGCAGAGCAUUACUGCUCGGCAUAUGGACUUUUCCAGCGUAGACUUGGACCCCAUCUCGUUCCUUCACCCUGAAUUUAUGGACUUCACUUCAGCUGAGCUGGAAGUAUACAAGCCCUUCUGUAGGGAUGUGCAGUAUCCGAGAGAGGCCAGUAUGCAAAGUCGGCUGCAGCAGGGAAGGUGUUGGUCAGAUACAGAGCUUGAGGCAGCGAACACCCUCUCUAGUUGCUUCAGCCUGAUGGAGAAGGACAACAUGUGGAGCCAGUAAUACUUCCUGAUCUUCUGCUACACCAGCGUCGCGAGGAUUCAUCAACGAGCACUGAAACCCAACAAGGAUCUGUAGUUGUGCCAGGGAAUAUGGAGAACUAUGUCUUAAACCGUUCUGUGUCCCUUGGUGAGUUUUAAAGGGACUCUACCUCCUUUCUCAUUAUGGAAACGACUAGUUGAGGGUUCUUUGCACUGGUUCCCAAAUAUACCCCUCAAAAAACCCUUUUAUUCUAGGAUGAGAAUUGACGUUUUUACCCAUUUGAUAAGUCUACCUUUGAGUGUUGCACAUUUCCCUUGUAAUAUUCUUACUACUGUAUCGGUGUUCAAUAAAAAUCAAGAGUUGAGCCUUGGGCUAAAAA
Messenger RNA from Cottoperca gobio, 1234 nucleotides. RefSeq lists its product as uncharacterized. Gene Ontology annotation, cellular component: cytoplasm; nucleus. The coding region runs from base 133 to 876 and encodes 247 amino acids. The transcript has 4 exons. NCBI's taxonomy places the organism in Eukaryota, Metazoa, Chordata, Actinopteri, Perciformes, Bovichtidae. The record is from RefSeq and is a predicted model, not a curated record. Gene Ontology annotation, biological process: regulation of DNA-templated transcription.